AUGGGUAUUCCUAUGUACCGUGAGCCUUCUACGGCUGAGGCUACCAAAAACAAUACUAUGAAGGAUCAUUGCGCUGCCGCUCGCUCUGCGAUUCGCCGCCAGGCCACGAUUCGCCGUCCGUCGCGGUAUAGUGGCUCUGGUCUACGCAGCGCGACAUUGCGCUCUCCGUUUCCUCGUUCACUAGCGGACGAGAUUGAGCGCGAGGCAAAUGGCCUACCACGACAUUCACAUUCUCCUGCUGCGAAUUCCACUCCGCCCGGCGAUCCGUUCGACCUCAACAGUAGUUUAGCUGACAACAGCCGCCAUGAAGCUGGACUGCGCAUCCUUGGAGAUGCGCUUCGCCAUAGCCGUCCGGGACAACGGUUGCGAAUUCCGAGGAACUCAACACUCCCCGAUCUACACUCUCACUCUAGGCGCGCCGGUGAUGCAGGUACCCGCCCAGAGCACCAAGAGCGUCUCUCAUUCACACCCCGCUUUGCUCCUGCCAUCGCAUACCAUAGGCAACCAACACCAUCAGCCGGACCGGAUAUUCUUCGCUUAUCAUCUAUGCCUCGGCAUGAUUCUCCUGUGCCAGAGGUUCCGUCAGGGUCUUUCCUUCCCCUAUUGCGCCGGGUUGGCCAGCGCUCUAUAAACGAUGCGAAUGUGACGACCCGCGACUCACUUGUCGAUGGCCUCGGCGAUCGCCAGAGGAGCGUGGACCUAGAAGAUGACCAUGCAAAUGACGCAUGGGAGACUCUUCUCACCACGAUAACACCAGAUGCCAACCUUCCCAGUGCCGAUUCCUCCUUUACAUCUGCCUCCGCUUCUGGAACAAAUGUUUCGCGUGUUGGUACUUCUAGGAGCUCUGCGACAUCACUUGAGUCACUCCAAAACUCCUUGCACACCGCUAUCCCAACCGUUCAAAUGACACUCGAUCCCUAUCCGGAAUCCUCGAACCCUUGUGACUAUCCUAGCUCUACCGAUUCUGAUACCGAGUCGGACGGUGAAAUCACUCAACAAUCCUUAUUCCGGCGCUACCGCCGGCGUAUGCGACAGGUUGAUUCUAUGAGACGCUCGCAUAAUCUUCAAUCGGCCUUGAAUAACCCCCCGUCCAUUCCCACAAUCUCCUUCGCAUUCUCGGAUUCCUCAGCAGACCAGGAUCUGCAUCACAUGCAAGCCAUUCUGGAUCGGCUUGCCCGUCGGGAGGAUAUCCCUGAUGACUGGUGGGCGGCAGCUGGACUGUCCCGCACCAUUGGCCAGAGAGCAGGUACCAAUGAUACAAACGACAGUCGUGGUCCAGAUGGUCCCAGUCGCCAGAGAUGA
Messenger RNA from Aspergillus calidoustus, 1302 nucleotides. NCBI's taxonomy places the organism in Eukaryota, Fungi, Ascomycota, Eurotiomycetes, Eurotiales, Aspergillaceae. The record is from the annotation of a GenBank genome assembly.